Daldinia loculata is the source of this 5073-nucleotide messenger RNA. Its product is annotated as armadillo-type protein. The transcript has 3 exons. The record is from RefSeq and is a predicted model, not a curated record. Bases 1 to 5073 code for a protein of 1690 amino acids. NCBI's taxonomy places the organism in Eukaryota, Fungi, Ascomycota, Sordariomycetes, Xylariales, Hypoxylaceae.
AUGGAGCUCCUAUCUAGACCAAGAACCACGGAGGAACUCGUCGAGCGUUUAAAGAGACUAAAACUCGGCUUGGAUAACGACCCGACGAUUGAAAGGCAGAAGCCGACCUCACAACACGAUCGAGAAGCUAACGCACUUCGUUCACUAUUGCACUCUAUGGUACAAACGUUUUACAGUCAUCCGGAACGAUCAUACGCUGUCGAGGCUGCCUUGUUAUCCCCAUUUUGCAAUGAGGAGAGCUAUGUCCUUUUGUUCGAAGCCUUUGUCAAUUUGAUUGCGGCCGAUUCGAGCGGGAGCGCUAUUCCCGAUAUCAAUCACGUCGGAAAGAAGCUUCAGCUGGGAUAUGCUAUUCAGUGCCUCACGGACCGGCUCACGAGGGCUUGUUCGGCGGCCGAUGAUGCGACCCAAUAUCAACUACUGCGCACGUUGUCAACGAUUUUAGAUGUUAUGAACGAAGUUAAAUUCGAAGGUAUCAGCGACACCCAAAUAAUGCAGCCCCUAUUCGACCUGCUAGAAAAUGUGAGCGGGCAUCUCGACUUGCGUCUCUCCCAGAUAGCACAAUAUGCAAAACAGGCCUUGCGCGGCAUCCACAGCGACGUUAGCCCAUGGGAAAAACUCGGCAAAAGUGCAUGGAACGUAGUCAAGGGUGGCGCCGCAGUUGCUGGCUCCGUCGGGACCUUGGAUCCUAGCAAAUUACUAGAGGGUCUGGAAGCAGUAGGUGAAGUAGCGAAGAUGGUAAAGCUGAUCACAGACAUCAUUGAUGGGCUCAAUAACAUAAGCGACGUGAAUAAGGAUGUCCAGACCCUUAAAGGUCCCGGGCAAUGGUAUGUGGCGCUUCGCUAUACGGACUUGACAAUCCAGGGACGAAAGGGCGUCAUCCUUGAGUCUUUACUUAAGAACCUCAAACCAUCAUUGAAAAAGGACGAAAACUUUUUAUGUGGGCUCUGUGCACUUUUGGAACAGGCCAUCCACGAUAAUUCAGAUAACGAGGUCAUUAAAGUCCUGAGGGGGUUCUUGACAGACCAACGCGCCAUAUCCAAGUCUAGGCGCGUUCGCGAAUGGGUCAAUUUGAUAGUUGGGCCUGCGAAGUCAACAAAACCCUCUAAGACCAAGCGGUUGCUCUAUAGGCUGCACCUCUCACGGGAAUACUUUACUACUGUGGGAUACCAGAAAGCGCCAUCCCAGACAUUAGAAAAUGUGCUGUUGGAGAAGGCGUGGCCUACUUGCCAUGAAGCUAAGGUAUUCUAUGCUGAUCAAGUGAUACGAAACUACUAUACCGAUGAGAUACUCGGGCGACUCAAUGUUGAACGAAUUGGCAAUAACGAGAGGUUGCCCAUGGACAAAUGCUAUAUCAACUUGGCCAUUGUGCAACGCGAGGCGAAAGAAAAUAAGGCUGUUGAACAGCCCUCAUUGUCGUUCCACCGCCGCCUAGCCAUCUGGGAACCCAAGGAGUCGGAUCGUGUCUCGCUAGUGGACCUCUUCCAGUCGGAAUCAGAUGCCGAACAGGCAAAUAAACCUUCGUAUCAGCGUAUACUCAUCCGCGGACAGGCCGGUGUAGGCAAGAGCACUCUCUGUAAGAAGAUCGUUUACGACUAUAUUUACCAUAAUAUGUGGUUGACAAUCAUUAACCGCGUCAUUUGGCUACCGCUACGUCAGCUCAAGGGUCGAGACAUGCAGAAGUAUAACUUUAAACGGUUAUUAUACGAGCGUUAUUUCAAUGAUGGCUCCCAGGAGGGUGUAUUGCUUGCUGAUGGGUUAUAUGCUGAAAUUAUUAAGGAGGAAAGUACAACGCUCUUUAUUCUGGAUGGCCUAGACGAAGUCCUGGAGGAUAUAUCUUCGGGCGAGUCUGAAUUACUCCUAUCUCUCUUGCAAAAGCCUCGAGCGAUUAUUACCACGCGGCCUUAUGCGGUUGACCGAACCCUAAUUAAAAAUAUCGAUCGAGAGGUUGAGACGAUUGGAUUCUAUAAAGAUCAAGUGGGGCAAUAUAUUAAAGCCGUGGCGCCAAAGAUUGUAGACGAAGUUAAGGCUUUUCUAAGUACCCAUCCGAGAGUCGAAGAACUGGCAAGCAUCCCCGUCCAGCUCGAUGCCUUUUGUUACAUUUUCGAAAGAGGAACCUUUGAUGAAGGCGAAGGCCCACAGACCAUGACCGAGCUCUACAAUGCCAUCGAGCAGAUGAUGUGGAAGAAGGACGUGGUUCAAUUGGAAAAGAAUCGCCAAGGCCGAUCGGGGCCAAUUUAUAAGAACGUGGCCUUCAGGUUGAACCCCAAAGAGCUUAAGGGCUUGGUCCAAGGAGAAGUAAACGCACUACAGGCCCUUGCGUUUGACGGAUUAAAUAACAAUACGGAAGAAUUUGACUUCAAGUACAUGGACAAGUUCUGGGAGAGAGAAUAUGUCCUGACUGAGCACCUCGCUAAAGCGGAAUACUCAAUGUCAUCGAAAGACUUGGAAGAAUUAUCAUUACUUCGCACUUUAGACGGCGGCGUCGCAGCUAGGAAUAGAAGCUAUCACUUCCUUCAUUUGACAUUUCAAGAAUAUUUUGCGGCUCAGUACUUUGUGCAGCACUGGCCGGACAAGCAUCUACCACAAUUGGGAGUGAGCACCAACGAAUUUCUCCGGAGAGAGAAAUACAACCCGCGUUUUAACAUCAUGUGGCGCUUUGUUACUGGCCUACUUCAUGCUAAGGGGGACGCAAGAAAGUUCUUUGAGACGAUCGAGACAGAGCCAUAUGACCUCCUCGGAUUCGUACAUCAACGUCUUGUUAUGGAUUGUUUAGACGAAGUUGCGAAACUACAAAAGACGGCGGAUUUCGAGCUUCGUACCAACUUAGAAGAUCAUUUAAAGCAGUGGCUACUAUUUACAAAAAGGAUGCAGGAAAAGUACUCUUCCGGUUGGGCAUUCAUUUGUGAAUAUCCCGAAAAGGUGUUGCAACAAUGCUUGUCGAAGUCAGAUGAUGAGUCACUGCAAGGCAUUAUUCUAGGAGUACUAAAGUGGCGCCCCAUACUCUCAUCAGAUACGGUUAACCAAGUUAUCAAGUACUGUGAAAGUAGCAACCGGGGAUUGCAAAUUAACGCUCUUGGGGUGCUCUCAUCUCACAAGUAUUUACCGAGUAACCGCCUUCAUACGAUACUGAAACUAAUAGGGAAUUCCGAUGCAAGCAUCCAAUACGGCGCCAUAUCGGUGUUAAGUGCACAAUCAGACUUGCCAGAUGCGAUUUUCUCAGAGCUGAUUGCGCUCGUGAAACACGGAAACAAGAAAGUACGGUCCUCCGCACUCGAAACCUUGACAUCUGUUUGGACUUUACCAGAGAGGACUCUUCUAGAAAUGGUAGCCAUAGUACCAGAUCUAGAUGAGGAUGGUGUGAGAGAAAUAAAAGAGUGGACAUUCAAAAGACGGCUCGACCUACCAGAAGAAAUUGUCCUAAAGAUGCUGGAUGCAAUCCAAAGAAGCCGAUCGGAAGAACAAUCAGAAUCCCAGUGGAAUAUAGUCCAUAUGCACCGAGCAGCCAAACAAUCGGGUCGCAUUAUGCCCAAAGUUGUAGAAAAGCUACUGAACAUGUUAGAGGACCCAAACAGUAAUGUCCGGGAAAUUGGUGCAUAUUUUCUUUGUGGCUACGGACUGAAGGACGAUCCAGAUCUCCUUUACAAAAUUAUGGAUAUAGUUGAGAAGCCCAACCUCUCUCAUAGUGCGGGACUUCUUUUAUCUGUCAUUCAAGGUCUACCGGAAAACAUCCUCCACAAAAUAGUAGAUUGUUUGGAGAAUUAUGACACAGGCAUCCAAUCCACAGCAACGAGUAUCUUAGGACGGCAAGCUGUCGAGUUCUCAACGGCCAUUCUUCAAAGGAUGAGCAGUUUACUAAAUAAUCCAAGGAAGCGACAAUUUGCGACAGAAGCCUUACAUGAUCAGCGCUGUCUGCCAGAACAAAUCUUGCAAACGUUAUUGAACCAAUUUAAAGAUCCAAGGACUCGUUUAUAUGACCAGAAACUUAUUCUAUCGAAUCAGUCAGCCCUACCGGAUAGUAUUCUUCAACAACUCAUAGCUUUAUUGCAAGUUGAAGAUGCAGAACUGCAGUGCAUGGCGAAGGAUGUAUUUUCAUCUAUUCGAUCAACCCUCCCGGAAAUAAGUAUUAGAAAACUGACAAUCCUUUUGGACUGUAAAAACAUAAACAUCCAGUAUGCUGCAAUGCAGGCUUUGAUUAAGCAAUCAUCCUUACCCGGGGAAGUUGUUCGCAAGAUUGUUUCGAGUAUAUGGCACUAUGACGAAUUAAAGAUUAGGGAUAUUUUCAAGAAUGAUAUGGACUUGGAACUGGUGCAACGGUUCAUCAUGAUGCCUGAGCUCUUGUCGGAUAAGAUACGCCUAUUGAAACAUCCUAAUCGCAACGUCAGAAUUGGUGUAUUACAUGGCUUGGAGCGGAUACCGGAUCUACCGGGCGGUAUUCUUGAGGAGAUGGUACAUUUGUUGGGGGUUGCAGACGAGGAUUUAUUAUACGGGGUGAUACAAGUCUUUCUCGAGCAUCUUGGAAAGUCAGGCUCGCUAGACAGUGUCCCUGAAGAGAUGACACAUCUGUUUGACCAUUCAAAUAAGAAAAUUCGUGAUGCGGCGGUUUCAGCUUUCGCUCAGCAGCCGUCUGUUCUGUCAAAGCAGAUUUUGCAAAAUUUGGCACCGCAGUUGAAGGAUUUCCAAGCUGAUGCCCUCCAUGAGUUAUCACCCCUUCUGGGAUUACAGCCAACUUUACCAGAAAUGAUGCUUCAAGAUCUCGUUGCUAUUAUGCUAAACGAUCCACUGGACACCGGGAAUGCUGCGGCUGACAUUCUCACCGAGAGCUUGGUCCAGUCAGAUGCAACAUUCAAUUUAUUGUUUGACCUACUGGAUGAGGAAUCGUUCACUCCGUUAUUUAAAUUCUGGGUGAAAGAAAGCUUCGGUAUGAGCAUGACGUGGCUUGUCGAUGGAAAGAAUUCCAUUAUCAGCUUGCGGGGAAGAGACAGGAGCAUCCCCCUAGAUAAGUUGAAGAAUAUAGUCCGCAAAGCGCGAGAAUCCUUAGGCUUCCCCUACCAGGACUUUGGCCAAGUGCUCUAG